GCAAAUGACCCCCCACACACACAUACACACACACACACGCACACACACAUACUCUCACACCACCUGUCAGGAGACUCGGUCCACAUAACCACAGACGCCUGAGCCGGAGGACACACACAAACUGAGGGAAGUUUGCAACGCAACAAGUAUCACUGGGUCCGGUCUGUUCUGCUCUGAGUCCAGCUGCAAGGUAAACAGCACAUCUGAACAGUAUUCUGAACAUUGUGAACCUUCUGGCUGAACCGCAACCAUUGUGAGACAAGAAACUUUGAAAAACGAAGCACAAAAAGAAGCAGUGGUCAAAUCAAAUCAAUGAUGGUUUUGAAAAAGCUUCUGCGUUUCGGGAAACAGCUGCUGAGAGUGAAGGUUGUUGAUUGCAACUCGGAGGAAUCGCGACUCUCCCGAUGUCUGAACACCUUCGACCUGGUGGCUCUUGGUGUGGGCAGCACCUUGGGAGCUGGGGUGUAUGUCCUCGCUGGCGCCGUGGCCCGGGAAAAUGCUGGACCUGCCAUCGUGCUGUCGUUCCUCAUCGCAGCCCUGGCCUCAGUGCUCGCGGGCCUCUGUUAUGCAGAGUUUGGGGCGAGAGUGCCAAAAACCGGCUCAGCGUACCUGUACAGCUACGUGACUGUAGGGGAACUAUGGGCCUUUAUUACCGGCUGGAACCUUAUACUUUCAUACGUUAUAGGUACAUCAAGUGUCGCCAGAGCUUGGAGUGCCACGUUUGAUGAGCUGAUCGGAAAACAAAUUGAGCAUUUUUGUCGACAGUACAUGUCUAUGAAUGCUCCGGGGAUUCUGGCGGAGUACCCAGAUAUGUUUUCCGUAUUCAUCAUCCUCACUCUCACAGGCCUUCUGGCCUUCGGGGUGAAGGAGUCAGCCAUGGUCAACAAAGUGUUCACCUGCAUCAACAUCCUUGUGCUGUUGUUCAUGGUUGUAUCUGGACUGGUCAAAGGUACACUGAAGAACUGGCACCUGGACCCUGAUGAGAUUCUCAAUGGAACCAAUUCCACCAUUAAUGCCACUCAGCCCCUGCCGACGAAAGAGAUUCUGGGUGAAGGUGGGUUCAUGCCUUUUGGCUUCACGGGGGUCUUAUCAGGGGCCGCUACCUGCUUUUACGCCUUCGUUGGGUUCGACUGUAUCGCAACUACAGGUGAGGAGGUGAAGAACCCCCAGAGAGCCAUUCCCAUCGGCAUCGUCUCCUCCCUCCUUAUCUGUUUUGUAGCGUACUUUGGUGUGUCGGCCGCCCUCACCAUGAUGAUGCCGUAUUACAUGCUGGACAAGAACAGCCCACUUCCUGUGGCCUUUAAGUAUGUCGGCUGGGAAGGAGCCACGUACGCUGUGGCGGUAGGGUCCCUUUGCGCCCUGUCCACCAGCCUGCUUGGCGCCAUGUUCCCCAUGCCCCGUGUCAUCUGGGCCAUGGCUGACGAUGGCCUGCUCUUCAAAUUCAUGACUGGGAUCAACGAGAGAACAAAAACUCCCGUGCACGCCACAAUAACAGCAGGCUUCGUCGCAGCUGUCAUGGCUUUCCUGUUUGACCUGAAGGACCUGGUUGAUCUGAUGUCUAUAGGAACCCUUUUGGCCUACACUCUGGUCGCUGCCUGUGUUCUAGUACUCAGGUACCAGCCAGAGCAGUUUUCUCAAACAUAUCACAUAGCCAACACACAGGAAGAGAUUGAAAUGAGCGAGACCAUAAGUACGCCCAGCAUGGGGAUUCUUCCUGGCAUUGAAGAGCGUUUCAGCUUCAGAGCGCUGCUUUUCCCCGACAUCACCGAACCCUCCAACCUUUCAGGCUUCACCGUUAAUGUCUGCGCGAGUCUGCUUGGUCUGCUGAUCUUCAGCUUCAGUCUGAUGGCGGUCCUGGGCGGAAGUGCAAUGUGGAAUAUUGUCAUUCUCAGUGUCCUGUUCAGCGUGUGUGUCAUUGUCACGUUUAUCAUCUGGAGACAACCUGAGAGUAAAACCAAGCUCUCUUUUAAGGUUCCCCUACUUCCAUUCAUCCCGGUGGUCAGCAUGUUCGUCAACGUGUAUCUGAUGAUGCAGCUGGACAGGGGUACCUGGGUCCGAUUCGCCAUCUGGAUGUCUAUAGGACUCAUAAUCUACUUUGGCUAUGGAAUCUGGCACAGUACUGAAGCCACACUGGCCCAUUCCAGUAUGGACGAGGAGCUGAGUGUGUACAAACCCGCCUGCAGCCUAAACAGGGACAGCGUGACCCCGGAAAAGGAGGCUUUCCUCUGCAACGGAUCACGGGUUGAUGAGGACGGAGAUCUCUAAUAUGAAACAGUGUUACGUUAUUUAACUUUACAUGAAAGCACACCGCCGGGAGAUUGUGGGGAGCACAGGCCGUUGGAAUCCAAUCAGAUGCUCGGAGCUCUAUGACUCAUUUACCGAUGUCGCUUCCUUGUCAACAAGCUUAAGGGCUUUAAGCGCGCACUACAUGGGUGGAAGUGUUUGAGCAUUCAACUCGAGGGUUUCGUUUCCUACUUCAGAAAUCUCGAAGACACCAAAACAGGCACAGGACCUUUUACUGAGCGGUUGUAGAAUAAUACUAAUAAUAAUAAUAAUGAUAAUAAAAUAACUAUGUAGGCAUCUGUGAGCUGCAGUAUUUCACGUUGACGGCUGCUUUUGUUGAAUGAUCUAAUAGAACUUGUGCCUUUUUGUCUUUGCUAUCGCAAUCGAAACUAAUUCAGAGUCGCUUGAUCGAAAUAUUGGAUGUCAGUGUUUAGGGUUUUACUGUACUUAUCUGAACAUGCCUUUUGCAAAGGAAGUAAUCAAAUCACGCUUGGCUUUUCUGCUGAACUUGCAGCGUCUGAGGUCUCAUUUAGAAACCUUUUCUGGCUGGUUUGAACUGCCCGGAUCCAGAAUUUGUAGGUUUUUGCUGGUCCACCUGGAUCAGACCUACAGAUAGUACUGCCACCUGGUGGCGUGGUUGGGCACGGAUCGGGGUUAGUUGCUUUUUUUUCCUGUCACAGUGCUGGCUGCUGUGUCGUCUACGCAGAUGGAGUCUGCCUCGCUUGAUGUCGCAUAAGUAGGCUUUUUUUUAGCAUAUUUUCAGAGAAGUUGAUAAAUGGGGGUACGUUUGGGUCAUUGAAGGUGUGUGGGCGCGAACCGUUGCGAUACACCUUCGUGUUUAUGUCAGUCAAAAUAGUCGAAAUUAGUUUGGAGAUCGUUUCUAGGUACCAAAGAUUAGAAUAACAUAAGUAGAAUAAAAAAAAACGUUCCUUAUUCUCACCGAAGCUGCAUUAUUUAAUACAGCAAAAACACUUAAUAUUAUUACAAUGUAAAAUAACUGUUUCCAUUUGAAUAUUUUUUUCUGUAAGUAAUUCGUGGUAAAGCUGAAUUCUCAUCAGCUGCUAGUCUUCAGUGUCACGUG
Puntigrus tetrazona (Sumatra barb) is the source of this 3364-nucleotide messenger RNA. RefSeq names its product solute carrier family 7 member 1a (gene slc7a1a). Bases 313 to 2265 code for a protein of 650 amino acids. The transcript is spliced from 12 exons. NCBI's taxonomy places the organism in Eukaryota, Metazoa, Chordata, Actinopteri, Cypriniformes, Cyprinidae. Gene Ontology annotation, biological process: amino acid transport; transmembrane transport. Gene Ontology annotation, cellular component: plasma membrane. Gene Ontology annotation, molecular function: amino acid transmembrane transporter activity. The record is from RefSeq and is a predicted model, not a curated record.